Molecule: messenger RNA, 689 nt
Organism: Cloeon dipterum
Lineage: Eukaryota; Metazoa; Arthropoda; Insecta; Ephemeroptera; Baetidae
Product: transmembrane protein 107-like
Exons: 4
Coding region: 210-632 (140 amino acids)
Biological process (GO): non-motile cilium assembly; protein localization to ciliary transition zone
Cellular component (GO): MKS complex
Source: RefSeq, a predicted model, not a curated record
AGUGUCACAGGAGGGGAGAAUUUUGCGUGACUCACGAGACUGGCCGCAGCGGAAAUACCUUCGUGAGUUUCACCAAUCCGAGGGCAGAAUGGAAUCAAAUGUGAGGCGCCAAGUCUAGGACUGUUCUCAAUUUAUUGGUUUGAAGCGAUUCGAAAAUGCCAAAGAGUGACUCCACAUUUUGAGCGAAUUUUCAAAAAAUCAGUUCAAAUAUGACCAUCCUGGCUGACGGAGGACUGAUUCCCACUCGCUUCCUCACACUUCUCGCCCACCUCGUUGUUUUGAUCAUCUUAAUAUGGAGCAGGGAGGAGAAUGUGCACGCUUGCAUGCCGUUAGAGUAUUCGAUAGAAGAUUUCAAAACUAAAGACACUCGCCUAUUAAUCGGACUGUGCACGGCCGUGGCACUGAUUGUGGUGGAACUCUUUGGAUUCUUAUCAGGCUUGUCAAUGUUCAUCACGUCAGUUUCUGCUGUCUCCUCUUUUUGCCACGGAUUGGGCUCGAUUUUGCUCUCGAUGGCAGUGGUGGACAGUUGGGACUGCAACAUGUUUUGGUGGGUGUUCGCAGCCACCAGCAUAACUCCAGCGAUAGUCGAAAUUAUCGCAACAUGCAUGCUGGUUAUUUUGCACAACGCAUGAGAUUUAAUUACAAGACUCGCAAUAUUUUUAUUUUUACAAAUAAAAACUGAUUUUUAG